ACCCCCUCUCCGUAGGCCUUGCUCAGAACACGGAAGAGUUUUAGCUCCGUAGAUAUCGUGCCGCCGGGUGUCCAUAUAUCGAUAUAAACAUGUCUAAAGUCGACAUGUUGAGAGUGGCGGUGAAUGAACAUCUAACCGCGGCUGCUGAACAGAUAUUUGGACUGUUUGAACGAACCAUCGCAGACUAUGAGGAGGAACUGUGUCGGUCACAGCGGGAGAACCAGCGACACCGGAAACUACUGGACGCCGUGCUGCAGCCUGAAGUUCAGCUACACAGAGCAGUGUUAUCUGCAGAUGUUAAGCAGGACCCAGAGCCACCACACAUUAAAGAGGAAGAGCAGCAACUCCAGAGCAGUCAGGAGGGAGAGCAGCUUCAAGGACCUGUCCCUGUGAAGAGUGAAGAUUCACAGCUUCAUCAAGGACGAGAAGAGAACACAGAGGCAGAACCUCCAGCCGGCAGCUCAGCUCAAAAGAUGGAAAUAGAGAGUGAUGGAGAGGACUGUGGAGGAUCAGAACCAACCAGGAGCUUAGAUCCAGAUAGUGAUUUACAACCAGCUAAUGAUGAUGAGACUCCAGACUCUUCUGAACAAGCUGACACUGUGUUAUUAAAGAAGACCCAGGCAGGUUCGUCUGUCAGUCAACCAGCUACGGAUGACAGGACUUCAGACUCCUGUGAGACUGAGACUGAAAACAGUGACGAUGAGUGGAAGGAGACAAGGAAACCUCAGUCAGAUUUCAAAACACUGACAAACAAUGGCGCUCCUGAAGGUGAUAAAGAAUGCAACACUGGCAAGAAGUCUUUGAGCUGCUCUGAGUGUGGUAAAAUAUUUGCACCCAAGGACUGUGUGCCGAGCCAAAGAAAAAAUCCUCCCGGAGAGAAACCAUUCGUUUGCUCAGUUUGUGUUCAAAGAUCCACAGAGAGUGUAUGUUUAAUCACAUGUAAGAGAACUCAUUCAGGGGAAAAAAACUUCAGAUGUUCAGUCUGUAAGAAACAAUUUAACUAUAAGUGUGAUGCUGUGAGACAUAUCAGAAUUCACACUGGGGAGAAACCCUUUGGCUGCUCAGUUUGUGGUAAAAGAUUUAGGCAGAGCACAAGUUUGUGCUCACACAUGAGAAGCCACACAGGAGAGAAGCCAUACGGCUGCUCACUCUGCGCUAAACGCUUCACCCGGAGUGGAGGUCUGCACAGACACAUGAGAAUUCAUACAGGAGAAAAGCCUUACAGCUGCUCAGUGUGCAACGGGAGUUUUAGUCUGAGUCAGUCAUUAUUAAAACACAUGAAGACCCAUACAGGAGAGAAACCAUUCAGCUGCUCAGUUUGUGAUAAAAAAUUUAUACAAAAAGGACAUCUGACACAACACAUGACACUCCACACGGGGAAGAAGUCAUUCAGUUGUGGUGUUUGUGGUAAAAGAUUCACGAGGCAGUCACGUGUGAACAACCAUAAGUGUGUUGCUGAGGGCAGCAGCAGUAAAUGAAACUACAGAACUGACACUGUGACCGUUCCCACUUUCAAUGUCUUACUAAGCAUCCCAGAUGGAUUAAGUGGUUGAGGUAUACGAACAACAUAAAUGACAGAACAUUUUUGUAUCACGUCAAAACUUCAGUCCAUCACUAUGCUUUAUUGGCAUGAAUGUAACAAGGACAAUUGGCCUCAUUCACAAACAAAGUGUCCGUACGAAUGUUUUACACAAAAUCCGGGAUUCAUCAAUAUUUUCUUACCUGAAUUUGUUCUUAUUCUGCGAACAAAUUUAGAGCUGCCUCAGACCAUGCGUACUGUACGAACAAAUGAUGAAGGACUGGCCGGCUGUCUUCAUGUAAACACACACCUUUUAACUAAAUGCAUCUCAUAUUUAAACCACAUUCAUUAAAAAAAGACUUGAAUAGAAAACAAUAAUAACACUGUUAUUUUACUAAUGCAUUGGCCAAAUGAAAUUGAUGCCCUUUCAUCCUCAUCAAUUAUUGUCAUAGUUAGAAUAUAUUAUAUAUUCUAAUAUACUGUACAUGUAUAUAUUUAUAUUUAUAUUUCAAAGCUUCUAUUUAAGUUUUCAAAUGAAGUAUGAAAAAAUAAGUUACCUCUGAGUGAAAGUCCUUGCUGGAUGACAUCACUUUCACCCUCAUUUCUUGGACAUAUCCCACUUAUGGAUGCCCACUCAUUCACUCACUCACUCAUCUUCAACCGCUUAUCUGGGGUCGGGUCGCAGGGGCAACAGCUCCAGCUGCGGACCCCAAACUUCCCUUUCCCGGGCCACAUUAACCAGCUCUGACUGGGG
This is a messenger RNA of Sebastes umbrosus (honeycomb rockfish), 2273 nucleotides long. Its product is annotated as zinc finger protein 135-like. The coding region runs from base 90 to 1478 and encodes 462 amino acids. The transcript is spliced from 2 exons. NCBI's taxonomy places the organism in Eukaryota, Metazoa, Chordata, Actinopteri, Perciformes, Sebastidae. Gene Ontology annotation, biological process: regulation of transcription by RNA polymerase II. The record is from RefSeq and is a predicted model, not a curated record. Gene Ontology annotation, cellular component: nucleus. Gene Ontology annotation, molecular function: RNA polymerase II cis-regulatory region sequence-specific DNA binding; DNA-binding transcription factor activity, RNA polymerase II-specific.